AGAAGAGUAGACAAUCUUUUGAGUCAAAACAUAACUCUUGCCAAAACCUUGAGUUGUGAUUGGUCGAAGCACGUCAUUUUUCUCAUAUUUCCACAACAUUUGAAUUUUCUUUUAUUACAUACAUUCUUUCUUCGUAGUAUCGUUACACUUCACUGAAAUCAAAUCAAAUCACAUUCAAUUUUUCGCAUUUAAUCAAAUCAAUGUGCGUUUACAAUUAAAACACCCAAACCCCUUUACUGUUUUUCCAUUGUUUUCAACGCUGGAUUCCUCUCAAUCAACCAUUUGAAUGGUCAAUUUUUCCCCUCAAAUUUCACAAAUUGUUGCUUCAAUUCAUCGCUCAAAUUGCUCAAAUUCGCCUAAAAUCGCAAGUCUAAGUGUGAAGCAAAAAUUGGGGUUUUAAUGGAUGGGAAGAAGAAGAGUGAGGGUGGAAUCAGAUGGCGAUGGGUGACAAUGGUAGCUUUAAUGGCGAUUAUUCUUGCAAUGAGUACAAAAUCUAGUUGGAAAUCCAAUCGUUGCAAACAGCAGGAGUCAUGUAAAUUUACGGGAAUGGUGGAGGAUUGUUGUUGUGAUUACGAGACAGUAAGUGUUCUAAAUGAAGAAGUUUUGCAUCCUUUGCUGCAAGAGCUCGUUACUACACCUUUUUUCAGAUACUUCAAGGCUAAAUUAUGGUGCAAUUGUCCAUUCUGGCCUGAUGAUGGGAUGUGCCAAUUACGUGAUUGCAGUGUCUGUGAAUGUCCUGAAAAUGAAUUCCCAGAAACUUUUAGAAAGCCAUCAAAUGUCCUCAGGAAAGAAGAUUUGAUGUGCCAAGAGGGGAAACCCCAAGCUAUAGUUGACCGAACACUAGACAAAAAGGUGUUCAGAGGCUGGGCAGAGGUUGAUAAUCCGUGGACAAGUGAUGAUGAGACUGAUAACAGUGAAAUGACCUAUGUAAACCUACUGCUCAACCCAGAACGUUAUACGGGCUAUACAGGUCCUUCAGCCAGGAGAAUAUGGGAUGCGAUAUAUUCAGAAAAUUGCCCAAGAUAUGCAUCGGGAGAGAUGUGCCAAGAGAAGAAGGUUCUUUACAAAUUGAUUUCUGGUCUGCAUGCAUCUAUUUCAGUUCACAUUGCUGCAGAUUAUCUCCUUGAUGAAGCCACCAACACGUGGGGACAGAAUUUUGACAUAAUGCAUGAUCGAGUUUUGAGACAUCCAGAACGUGUUCGAAAUUUAUAUUUUGCUUUCCUUUUUGUGCUCAGAGCUGUAACAAAGGCAUCAGACUAUUUGGAGCAAGCUGAGUAUGACACUGGUAAUCAUGAAGAUGACUUAAAAACUCAGUCCUUACUGAAACAAUUGCUUUAUAAUCAGAAGCUUCGUGCUGCAUGUCCACUUCCAUUUGACGAAGCUAAGCUGUGGCAAGGGCAAAGUGGGCCUGAAUUGAAGCAGCAGCUUCAAAUGCAGUUUAGAAAUAUAAGUGCAUUGAUGGAUUGUGUGGGGUGUGAAAAGUGUAGAUUAUGGGGUAAACUACAAGUUCUUGGUCUUGGCACAGCGCUGAAGAUCCUACUUUCAGUCGAGGGUGACAACCAUUUAAAUCAAUCUCUGCAAUUGCAAAGGAAUGAAGUGAUUGCACUGGUAAACCUGCUUAACCGGCUUUCGGAAUCAGUCAAACUGGUGCAUGAAAUGGCACCUUCUGCUAACAAGAUAGUUGGCCAAGUUUUAGAACUUCCCUCUCAUGAAGUCAGCACACUACAGAGAAUAUGGCAGUCAGUGAACAAUCUAAGGUCAAAGAAAUCUUCAUGAUGUGAUAAAAUCUUCAGCGGCAAUUUUGUUUUGUCCAUCAUUAAGCUGAGUAGAGUUUGUAGUUAUAAGAAUAUACAUGUUGUAAAGAAUUUUCCAAAAUUUGUACAU
Messenger RNA from Chenopodium quinoa (quinoa), 1884 nucleotides. RefSeq names its product endoplasmic reticulum oxidoreductin-1-like. Lineage: Eukaryota; Viridiplantae; Streptophyta; Magnoliopsida; Caryophyllales; Amaranthaceae. Gene Ontology annotation, molecular function: FAD binding; protein-disulfide reductase activity; thiol oxidase activity. Gene Ontology annotation, biological process: protein folding in endoplasmic reticulum. The record is from RefSeq and is a predicted model, not a curated record. The transcript has 11 exons. The coding region runs from base 400 to 1776 and encodes 458 amino acids. Gene Ontology annotation, cellular component: endoplasmic reticulum; endoplasmic reticulum membrane.